CACGUACACCUCAUAAUAAUAACGUCAGUGUAAAGGAGCUGCUUGGGUUGAUCGAUGGAGCAGAAGCUGGCAGAGUUCAGAGCCAGACGACAGGCUGAAAAUACUGUGAAAAAGGAUAAGAGUGCUGGUCCACAGUGCAGUGCAGCGGACACAGCUGAUCAGACAGAAACAACACCAACAACUGACAGUCAACAGACAGAAGACAUCAGAGCUUUAAGUCAGAGCUCUCCAAGGAAGGACAGUAGUGAUUGGCUGCUGGACAACGCUCUGGGAAGAUGGCUGUCUUCGAGACAACUUGUCUUCUCAAACCUUACUUUGCUUAAAGUGCUGCUGUGGCUGGUGCUGCUCGGUCUGUUUGCUGAACUGGAGUUUGGCCUGCCUUUCUUCGUCAUCUCCCUCUUCUACUGGCUCUAUGAGGGACUCCGUAGCCCAGCUGACCGCGAGCCCGGAGAACUGAGCGCUUAUUCUGUCUUUAAUCCAGACUGUCAGCCUCUGCUGGGCUCUCUCACUGCAGAGCAGCUGGAGGGAGAGAUGGGUUACAGACCUCUGGCCAACAUAUGAAGCGCUUGUGAUUUGCACAUUUGUAUUAAAUAUUCAGAUAUUUUUGGUCUAUCAAAAAUGUUAACGUUAUUCAAGAAAAUACAGGGACUUACACAGUAGUAAUUUCAAUGUAUUAUUUCACACAUUAAAUUGAGAUUGGUCUACUUACAGUUGCA
Messenger RNA from Sander lucioperca (pikeperch), 716 nucleotides. It is a transcript of the gene saysd1, whose product is annotated as SAYSVFN motif domain containing 1. The coding region runs from base 55 to 561 and encodes 168 amino acids. Lineage: Eukaryota; Metazoa; Chordata; Actinopteri; Perciformes; Percidae. The record is from RefSeq and is a predicted model, not a curated record. The transcript has 2 exons.